Messenger RNA from Xyrichtys novacula (pearly razorfish), 26845 nucleotides. NCBI's taxonomy places the organism in Eukaryota, Metazoa, Chordata, Actinopteri, Labriformes, Labridae. The record is from the annotation of a GenBank genome assembly.
GCUCACACACUCAGAACAAGUGAUGGGAGACAAACUCCGUCCCUGACGCGCCUGACGCUCACUAACCGAUAUUUUUAUUGAUUUUUUUCUUUUUAUUUCAGAUUUUUUCGCCUCAUUUAACAGAAAAAAAAAACCUUCAUUCUCUAUUUUCGAGCACUUUCGGGUUCCUGCUGGAGGUGAAGGUCCGCUGUGCAGUUAGGCAGCAGUUUCUAUUUUGGCUGUUUUUCUGUUUUCUUUUUUUUUGUGGAAGGAUUUGAGUCAUGGCAGAGGAGUGAUGCGCCUGUGCCAAGAUGCCUCUUAACCGGGAUGUAACUUUUCCACUGCGGUCCUAUGGAAUAUAGUCCGAUCCUACACAGUCUACAUGUUGUGCCAUCAUCCCACGUGAAAAACAAACUCUUCGUCUUCUGCAUAAUGCUGACUCUUUGGGUGUAUAUGAUUUAUUGUUGUGUUGGCUACUGCUCCACGAUGCCAAACGGGGCGUACGGCGCGGGGAGCAGACACGAGAAUGACGCAGAAGUUGACAAUCAGGGGUCCUCACUCGGGGCGUCGAGGGACUUACUGAAUAACGAGAACGAUGUGGACAGCAGAGGAGAGGACUGGGAUGAAAUGAAAGGCGAGGCGAAGGCGUUGGAUGAUAAUGCCAUGUCAGGUUUCUUCAAUGAGUCGGAAAGUAAAAAGUUGCCCCAGGCGAUCAUCAUCGGGGUGAAGAAAGGAGGGACCCGGGCGCUGCUGGAGUUUCUGCGCCUGCAUCCGGACGUCAGAGCGGUGGGAGCGGAGCCGCACUUCUUCGACCGCAACUACGACAAGGGGCUGGAGUGGUACAGGUAUCAGCCUCAUUUAUUAUCAUGAAACAUGACUCCAAAGGUGGGGAAAAAACUGACCUCAGAUAUGCAUCAUUUUUACGCGUAAAGGCGACUUGGUGCCUUGCUCAAAGACAUCUCAUCUCUUCAGUGUGGCUAAAUCCAGACUAAAACGCCUCAUUUUAAACAACAUCAACAUAUAAAACCAUCAGUAAGACAUGUCAGCGCUUAAAAAGUUACUCCUAAUACAACAUGUGUGUGAUUCCCUGAACAAACAACUUUGUUUACACUGUAAACAGAGACUCUGCCCUGUCAAAGUUUACUCUUAUUAUAUAACAGCAACUAAAUAAGCCCUGUGUUAUACUUUUUAAACACCACCAGAGGGGUUAUAAUCACCUGUAAAAUCAAAGAAUCCCUGGAGGUUAUCAUGUGUUCAAGCUGAGAGGAAUCCGACUAUCAAAAGAGAGGAAAAAAACAACAACGAUUCAAUGCAGCGCAUCAUAUGACUGUGCUGGUAGAUUAUGUCUGAAUGGUGGAUUACGCUUUUGAAGUGAAGUUUGGCUCACGCCGAGACGUUUGAUUCUUUUAUUUCAGUUAUUCUUGCAAAGAAAAGGGGUUUUUAAUCCCUCUGUGUAAGCUCUCCAUUAAACCGGAGACCAAGUUUGUGCUCACUUUGAUGUGGAUUUUCUCGAUGAUUGAUUUUUUUUCUCACAAGUUUAAUCUAUGCUCAAAGCCUGGAGCUUUAAAAGCAACAAAACAUGAGUGAAUUACCUGGUAUACAUUAUACCGAUUGAAUUGACAGUGUGCAGUUGUGAUUUAUGCACCUUGCCUCAUAAUAAGAGCAGGUGCAAUCUAACUCAACAGUCUCACAGACUUGUACUUUUCAGGCCCAACUUCUCAGUCGUAAUAAUUUACAAACCUACGGAUCGAUUUUCCCUCCUUGUUUGCCUGACCUUCACUCCGACUUCGCAGAAUUCUUCCCCGUCUGUCCUUGGAUCCAGACUCAUGAAGGUUUUCUAACAGAGAGGGGGGGCAGCAGCAGGUAGAGGAAGACGACUUGAAUUCUUGAUGCACUUCAAAGAAACGGCUCCUCGCUUUACGGGUUCGGAGUCAGCAAGUUACAUCAUGCCGUCAUCCUUGAACAGCCAGUGUUGUGCUCUGAGAUUAUAAAUUCUGGGGUAUCGAUUCAGAGGCGGCAAUUUGUUUUGAUCUUCAGUCCAAAUAGACUUCAAUGUCAGAGGCAGAGAUCACGAUCCUAAGGCUGCUUUAAGGCUGCGUAAUCUAACAUUUUUAUUGUAUUCUCUGCCAUGGCAACAACUGUCCUUGCGCCGUACAUCAUUUCUCAGUAUGCAACCUCUGUACCAAUGAGCCAGCAGCGAAAUUACACAAACUCUUCGUGGAAAUAAACAACUAUCCCACUUUCUUCUUGGAAAUUAUUGAUCGUCUGUGUUCCCCAAAAACCCUCUCCGGAAAUGCUCCGCCUGUCAGAGCUUUACAUCAGAGCAAGCUCAUUGUUAAUAGGAGAUAAUAAGAGAUGCUGCUGUUUCAAGUGUCCAUCUGACUGAGCCGAGGGAUUAACAGGCAAUGUCAAAGGAUGGAGACACAGUUUCAAAGCUGGCUCCAUAGAGAUACAAUAGGGGAAGCCAAGCAUUGUUCAAAGGACUUCUCGCUUAAGCUCCGUUAAGAAUUUCCGGACAGGUUUGGAGCAUUUUUCAACGUAUCAGCUUGUGAAGAGCGGCCUCUUGUCUGUCUCGACAGACUGAGCGACAAGAACAAACUGAAAUGGAGAUUUUUUUAAACUCAUUUAGAGAGCAUCGCUGCUGUUUUCCUGCGACUGGUGAAGAAGGAAGAAGACGUUCUCAUUAAAGAUGGAUAAUUGAAACGUUAUGGAGCCAAAGCGGAGGGAUCUGAGUGAGACCUGACAGCUACCUCUGCGGAGAGGUGCCACACUCGCAGUUGGUGUGGGAAAUGUGUGUCAUCUUGAAACAUAAUGAAGGCUUCUUUUUCCCAAAGAGGUGAUCUGGCUAAUUAAAACAGCUUGGCUUGAGUUGUCACAGCGAGAGCUCUGUACCACAGGUUGACCUCUUACAGGAGGGCACCAUGACAUCGAGUCGGUGCUUAAUGAUCAUUUAGCAGCGCUCUGAACAUCUCUUGUCUGGUUUUUUGUGGUUUUUCCAAGACUGUGCGUACUUGCCAACUUAAUCAAUCUGUCCUUCUAAGAUUUCUGGCAGCUUUUUCUGUCAUCAUUACAGCCUAAGAUGUCUGGUUUUGCCACUUCCUUGAAAAAGAUGCGACGCAAGGUGCAUUUUUAAGGCACCUUACUCACUGAUACUUGGUGCAAACACUUGUAUAAAGCAAUCAAAACAAGCUGUGUGUUAUCUCACAUCACUUUGGAUCAGUUUGAGUGAAACAAAACCCUUAAACUGCCUUUAAUUUGGUCUCUCACUGCAGAUAUGCACUGCCAUUCGAUCUGUAUGCACAGGGGGGAUCUGGACAUUAUUUCCUAGUAAACCCUGUUAAAGUUGGAACUGUGGCAGCACAAAAACUUGCAGUUUAUCAAGUGUCCACUCCAAAGCUGGCUCUGGAAGGUAGAGAAACCAAAAUAGAGUCAGGUUAAGAAUUUGAGGACUCAGCCUUAGUUUAUGCAGCUCAUUUCUCCCCUGCUGCACACAGGGACAAGGACAGUCUAGUUGAAGGGCUUGACUUAACUGUGCAUGUAAAUGUACCAAGUGUAGCUGAUCUCAAGUCCACGUAUUUGCCGUUUUUUACUUAAGCUGAUCUUUAGACUUAGUAACCCUUCUUCAGAAACCAAUAAGUGACGUCACGGAUGUUUUGACAUGAAAAUCUUUCUAAAAAAUACAAGAAUUUUCCGGUUGAGCAGCAAACAUAAACAUUUGUCCAAAAUGCCACCAUGAUGGAGCCUUGGACGUAUGAUGUGGGUAGGGAACAGUGCGAUGAAAGUAAAGAGUCAUUCUUCGCCCAUCGCUUGGUGUCAAGUGAUGAACGUUACAUAUUGUAAAGUCACUUUUUAUUGGUGUAACAUUAUCUUCUCUCACACACUGAUAUUGCAAUGCAUUAUAUUUUGCAGAUAAUGAUCCAAAUACUCCUAAAGCCGGAGGGAUUUGUUGGCUAUUGUCUGAUGGCGCUUUAUGCUUAUGGUCAGGGAUUUAUGUACAAAUAUUGUUGUGUAUGUUGAGGGUGAAGGGGGCUCUGCAGAGAAACUUUGGUGACCACCGCUUUAAGGAUAAAUAAAAAUAUAUAAGGUUAAAGAAGGAGAGCAAAGGUAUCUGCAUGUAGGACUGACAGAAAUGCAAAAAUGUCAUAGUCCCUCCCGAGACAAGUCCCCCCCUCUUGCUAACCCUCUUUGUCACACAGGAAAGACUCCACGCUGUGAGGGAUACAAGUGAAAGAGCAUCUUUGUAAACUUUUAGGGACACUGCUCCUAGAAAUUUCCAGAGAAAUUCUCAUUAUUUGGUGUAAACGGUUGUUAAGAGAGGAGGGAUAACUAUCUCAUUGCAGGAACGGUCUGACUUAACUUUUGUUACAGAGCCUCUGGUUGGUUUAAAGUUUGGAGCACAGUCUGUGAUUGGUCAACAGGCAUAACAAAGUGCAUUAGGAAGUGAGUAACGCAGAAUUUCAUCGGUAUUGAGGACGGUUAACCAUGCCCCUGUGAUGUUUGAACAGCACUGCACACUCUUAAGGGUCUUUGUUUAGAUUAAAGAAGUGUUUUUGGUGAUGUAAAUGUUGAUACAUGUGCGGAUAAAAGGUGGAUAGGUCAAGAAAAAGUUGCAAUGAUUGGCUAAAACUGCAAAGUCUCAAAGAACUGUGCUGAGAUUAGCUGAAUAUGUGUGAGUCGCAGCCACACGGCCUCGCUGCAGGAGCUGAUAAUUGAGCAUUUUUAUAUCACGUCUGGCCUGGUCAGACUUUUCUAACCUGCAGUCUGAUGUCCUGUUUGAAGUCUUUAAGAUAAGCUAAGAGCUCCAAGCCUGAUGAGGACGUCUGCCUGAUUUGUUUUCCCAUAUGUUUCACUCCAAUACCCCCAGACUAUGAUGGUUUGUGGGAGCUCGGGGCGAGGAGCGGUCCACUGGGGUGGGCUUAUCUGCUCCUGUGGUGGUAUUGAGUUGUGCCCACAGCAUUUAUCUGCUGUGAUUGGUGUGUCCAUGCUGCUGGAGGUCUGCUGUCGGAGGCCCACAUUGAGAAGAGGCCCCCCGUGCACAGCAGGACCCUAACCACAAUGCAGCACAUUUUGGGACAGGAAGAGAGGAGGAGGAGGAGGAUUGUGCAUGCUUGGACACAGACAACUCCUAUAGGCCUGCUUUUUUUUAAUAACAUCCCAACUUCCUCAUAUACGUCUUAUUUUGGCGGGUUAACUCUUAACGUGAUGCACAAAUCAAGGCAGUACAUGUGAAUUAAUUGCCGUUUUCCUCUUAAGGUUCCAUAUAUAGGACAAUAAGUGUCCGUCUUAUAACUCACUGAGGGUGUCAGAGAAGACGGUCUAAUCCUCCUCAGAGCCCCAGGGAGGCUUACUGCAGGCCAGUGGCAGAUAGAGGGCAGUAAAUUUAAAGUGAGUCUUUAGAAAGCGCAACAGAAUUAUAGAGCUCAAUGAAAGGGGAUGCUGGAGAACCCCUGAGGUCUGCAUUAACCCUGACAAUAAAGAAGCAGACAAUUAGUGUGAAACAUGUUUUCUCUGCCUUCACUUUGUAUGCAAAUGUGCUCAGAAGGGUGAAAGUGCCCUUUGACGAAGCCCAGCAGGGGGUUCAUCAGAAAGAGCAUUCAUUGGAACAGGCCCAAGAAAAGACUCAAACACUACACUUAAGCUUUUUAGCCCGAAAGUUGACUUUCAGAGAUCUGUGCGUGGAAAGUUGUGUUUCCCAGGAGUAGGUUCAGAUGAGUCCACCGGUGGCGUUUUGCUUACUCGACACUUUCAGCUCUUUUGCAAAGGACACGGGGGGAUUGGUGAAAGUGAGAAAGCUCUCGGUAUAGGUAUCCUCGUGCUUUAACUGAUGCGUCAGCACUCUGACAGGAAAAGGAGGGAAGACUGCGUUGAUAAUGAGAUGCUUCAAAUACAAAAAAAAAAAAAAAAUCACAUUUACUCUCUGUUGUUUCAAACAUUCCUAAAAUAUUUCCAGGAACCACACUACCUUGCACUUUAAAACUUAAGGUGCUGCGAAAAGAAACCAGUUCAGAUCACAUUUUCUCCUUCCUUAUCAUUGAAAUCAUCCCGUUUUUACAAGGAUCAAUCCACUUAAAUGCCAAUACUGGUAAUGUGCACCUCCCCUCCUCUUAUUCUGGAGAUUGAGGAUUUAAUUUGCUGCAACAACCCCCUGGGCUUUAGCUUGAAGCAAUUUGUCAAACCACAGCACUUAUUACAGCACUUUAGAAACACCGAAAACAAAACAAGUUCACUCCAUUAUAUCCCCUCGAGUUGCUGACUUCCUCAUCUCUGCCUUUUGUUGUAUCUUCAGAGAAAAUGUGUUGUUUCCUGCCUCUGUCUUUCCCUCCUCAGCUGAGACUCCCUGACAGCAAGUCAGAGCAGCUAUAGAAAGCACCAAUCUGGCCCAGCCAUCUUUGUUUGGCUUCUUUGAAGUCGUGUUUGCUUUUGCAGAUGCUCUUAGACCAGCAUCGGUCUGUGGGGAAUUAUCUAAUUGUAGCAACCACCACGUGCAUGGGAGACAUACAUUACAUGCAGAGAGCGGGUUUUCUUAUCUCUUUACACGUGAAGCUUGACAUCAUUAAAGGAGUGUGUUUUGAUAGAGGUCAGGAUAAACACAUUAUUGAGGUGGUAAUGCAUAAAAAAACUCUAGGAUGUGCAUUUUUUAUUUUUAAAUUAUCUUGAAUAUUCAAAAUCUGGGGUUUACUUUACCCACAAUCCCCCUGUGCAAACCGCUAUAGGUGUGUUGUCCAAGUAGCUGUUUAAGUAGCUGCAUUAUACUGAGAUGAGGAGCUGUGGAAAGUUUAUUUUCUCUAACUUCAUAUUUAUUUGGUUUGUUUCCCAACAAAUUCACGUCCUGCAAAAACGUUAUAAGUUGAACUGACCACAAACCCCGCCUCCGGGGGGCCACAUAGCCAAUCAUAAGCCCCCUUUGAAUCUGAAUUCUUCUGCAGCUCUGCCAAAAAAGCUAUCCCAUUUAUGCAAUACUAUUUGGCUACACGAGAGGUUCAAUCUGUGAACAACUCUGCAAUGAGUAACAAAGGCAGAAUGAUAGGUGGCAGUACGGUUUGAGCAAACAGGGUGGAACAGCACUGUGUGUGUGUGUGUGUGCAUGUCUGACUGUGUUUAUUAUGUAGAGCUCCUGCUGUAUGUUUACAGCCUGUUUUUCUCAUUACACUGCAAUGCUGUAAUGCUAUAUGACAUCACACAGUUGGACACUAAUAUUAUGCUGUUGUAGAGUUCGAGUUCGCAAAGAAGCUGUGGAGGAACUUUGUUUCUGCGCUGUUGCUGAAACGCAAUGUGUAAGGGGCUGGUGAUGCUGUUUUGACACUAUUACUCCACUCUUACUUUGCAAGAAUAAUAAUUUUGUGCCACAAUUUUUUUGUUUUCUAUCAUUUUCUACUUUUUUACUUCGCUUUCUAAAGGGCUUUGGAUUGCAUUUGUGCGGUAAUUUACAUUUACAAAGACGUAAAAAGUCCAGCCGUCGACGAGCAAUGUAAAAGGAGCUGCAAUGUAAGAUUAUUUGAUGGCCAUAUGCACCUCAGGCUUCCCCCUGGAGACACUCCUGCAAAAGAUGCAAACUCAGCUGACAUCGCUUGCAGAACCACCUGCACAAAAAAACCUGAGUGAAGGGUGUAUAUAUACAGUAUAUAUAUUUUUAACAGUUUUAAUUCUAUUUUAAUAAACAUAAUUUUGAUCUGCUAAUCUGUGGAGCUACCCUUAAAAUUAUUUGCUGUUAUAUCUUCACUCUUUAGAUUUAUUCCUUAUUUCUGGAACAAAAACUACCAGAGAAACAUUUUCUAACUCUUCAAGUAACCCGUAUUUUGCACUUUUUGUGUCACACAAUUGACUAUUCUUGCCAAGCUGUCAUUCAAAACAAGAGCCAGACAAAAACUGCCUAUUCACAGUCUAGCACACGACACCGAGAGAUAUGUUAUUGAGUCUAAUGAAACUACUUGCAGUGUUUCUAUCUCUGACAAUAGUUUCAUCAUGUGUAAACGAUCCUGAUGACGUCUCUGAAAUACUGCAGAACAAUCCAGCGCCACUAGUUAAGUCUUGUCAAUUUACAUUUUUCAAGCAGCACCUCCCUGAUAUAAAAAGCGCUCGCUGCUUCUAUAAACAACCCAACUGUCAGAGUGGUUAUGUGUUAAUGCAAGGCUGACAGUUGUGUGAGGGAAGCCAGAAUGGCUCACACACUGUUCCCCCCCUCCUCCUCCUCUUUUCAAACUGGGACCGUCUCCAUCAGACAGCCAGGUGGCCUUGAGUUCUGCACACUGACAGUAAUAACAGAGGAUGGGCCGUAUUCUGCACUAUCAUCGCUGCCCGGGAAUGCUGCUGAGAUACUGAAUCCUGCGCAACGCCUUCAUGAAAGGUCCCGAGUGCAAAGUAAUGACGAUGACUUUCACACGUUUGAUAAGGAGAGCUGCGAUGACCGAAGAAUGACUCGUCUAAAGAUACUUUCCUUUUUGAUUUCUGUCUGGAACUCAUCUCGAGGUGUAUCUGUCUGAUUAUUACAAGUGGCUGCAUACCACCACCUCUCAUCCCAUCCUUGAGUGCAGAAACGAUUCCCACAGCAGCUCACCCCUCUUAGAGCCACAGCGUAAGAUAAGAAGCCAUCAUGACAUUAGAUAAUACUGCAGCUACUUUUUUUUUCUGGAACAGCCUUUUGUCAGUGCGGUUAGAGAAGUUGAAAUAUAGAUGCAAAUUAGAGUCAGUCAAGCAUUAUACCGCGGGAUACCAAAAAAAAAGUAAUCCUUAUUGGAGUUUUCUCAACCGUUCUUGCCUCUUUUUACCAUGAACUUAAAGCUGAGGGCAUCAUCCGCGCAGCCACACACGACCACGUUGUAAAUUCCUACCUUUGAACCCGCUGCCUGAUAACAGCGAGUGUAAACACGGCACCAGAUUUCAAACGCCGUCUCGCCAGUAGCCCGUUUAAUGGACACGCCUGACUGGCCGGCAGACAAAACACAAAAAAGAAAAUUACACAACACUCCACUCCUGGAUUAAUAUCUGUAUGUUGGUUGGAGCAGAGGUGAUGCUACUGCUGCUUAAAACUUGCAGACGCGGUGCUUCAAACUUCACUGGGCUUUUGGGUCAGAGGGGUCGAGCCGUGCAGUCUCAAACCUCCAGCAGUGCACCUGAUUCCAUCUAAUCCUCUCUUUACUCCUUCCACUCCUGCCUCUCUUUCUUUAUCUCAUUCACAAACAGUCUUCCUCUCCGUUAUCUCCUCAACCCCGCCGCUCUCAGGCGAGUUUAAAAGGACAGGUUAGAGGGCAGAGGAUGUUUAUGUGCCCGCGCCGCCCUUUUUCCUUACUACAGGUUUAAUUUUAGUUCACCAAUUAGAGAGCAGAAACUCUUUAAAGCUUCGACUGCUUACUUUUUGACUUUGAAAAUGCAUUACCAGCCCACUCAGAUGUUACACCUUCUGAGAAAAAAGCUGUUUUUAAGCUUCAUAAACUUCAAGUGACACAUGCAAAAUUCAUUAAGGGGCAAAAAGUCAACCCGCCGCGGCUCGACUCUAGACGGAGGACUACUUUUUUGUUGUCUUGAAGCUCAAUGAUGACGCCUUUGCACGGCUGAUUGAUAGAUGGGGAUGCGCUGAAACCUAUUGGUUCCAGGCGACAUUGUUUAUUAAGCAGAACAAAUUGUGAAAGCUUGCUACAUCUGCCCCCCUAGGGCUACACUCUCACUCCCCACUCAGUCAGAGAUGUUCUCCCCUGCUCUGUCGCUGCUAGGAUUUGAAUAAUGCAUGUUCUUCUUACACAGAUUGUUUUGCUCGGGGACUAAGUGGAAAGUUUGAUUGGUAGUAAGUUUUUGCGUCCCUUGAGGCCUCCGGGAAAGGCCUACCGCGCUGCGCUUCUACGAAUCCAAGAGAUGCGGCGUAUAAUUGCAGAGGCUUCUGAUAGAGUUGUUUGUGUCUCUCGUACCUAUUACCUUGAUUAGGUUUGAGGGUUAUUGUUUUUUUUACCAUCAUGUACAAUAGAGGAGAAAAAAAGAAGAGUCAAUGUGAAAGACCUAAGGCCUCCAUAAAAAAAGCAAACAGGAGCAGGUGACAUUAGUGAAUGAAACUGCAGAAGAAAACGAAAACCCCUUGUGUGUCUGUGUGGCACUAAUUAGGUAUUGGUGAUGCCUACAAUUCCCAUAAUCACUGUUGCUUUUUCCCAGAGCUCAGUGCAGGGAAAUCCUGCAGACCAUUUUUCUGCUCAUUUCCACCACAUAAAUUCGUGAAAUGAAAGCUGCAGGGUUUUGGCGAGGAGUAUCGCGGCUCUUAGUGCGUGCACCAACAGAUGGUUGAAAAUUAUUGUAAUCACUUUAAUGACACGACUCCUCCGCUUUACUGUUGUUCGAUUUAGAUGAAAUGCUCUCAAUGAAAACGCUACAAUAUUACCAAACAUUGCAAUGAAUGCAGAUUUGACUGGCAGCACGAGGCACGCUUGGGGAUUGACGCUAAUCACUACUUCCCUCUGCAGAAAGAGAUACGUCUGCACCCUCUUCUCCUGCAUUGUUACCAUUUGUUGUACCAGAAUGAGAAAUAUCCCUCUUUUGGAGGACUGUGCCGACCACAAUGCAAGUUUGAUGUAGUUAAUAAAUAAAUCUGUCAAAUGCACGAGCAGAGUGUGUGGAUCCACUUUCCUGCUGCUAUGUGAGGCAGGAAAACCUAGACUGAUGUGGUGUUCCCAAGAAGAUAUUGAGCUGCUCUUCUGUGCACCUAUAUGAGAAAUACUGGCUGUGCAUGUACUGUAUGAUAAGCAGGUUCACAUGUAUUAUUCAAAGUAUAGAGGUAUUAAUAGUAAAGGGAUUUUAAAUUGUACCUGACUGUGUUUUAGCAUUAAUGGGGAAGUAGGAAUCACAAAUACAAACAAUUCACCUGCAGUGCUUUAUGUCUAUAAUGGUACACUUAAGUAUCAGUGAAUGAGGAGAGUGAUUCACCUCGUAAAGACACUCUCUGCAAUUGAUUCUAUUGUAGAGUUACAAUGCAUGAUUACAUAUAGGAGUGUUUUUUCAAUGCAAUGUAAUGCAACUUAAAUUUAAACCAUUUCACCAAGUAUGACGCAAUAAAAUGAGUUGAGAUCGCUUUAACUCUAGCGUCAUUUACAUAGAGCUUUAUCUUCCCAUUACACUUAUUAUGAAACACCUAAAACGUCCCUGAAUAAAUAGUCAAAGGUUAUGAAGUUUGGGUUGUAGAGGGCGAAAUCAAAAUGCAACACAUAAACUGUUUUACCUUGUUGCCUUAUUGUUCUUCAGCGUUCUUCAGGCUCAGGCUGUCAGCAGAUACGAUCUGUUGGAAAGAGAAGUUGUUGUAAGCUGUGGCAUGAUUAAAAGCAGCACAGAAGUCGCAAGUACAGUGAUGGAAAGAUGGUAAAUCACCUUCCCUCGGGGAGCUGAUUAAAUUUUUGCCAAGAGAUAUUGCUGAAUGUGUUGGGGAAAGUAGUAUGAGACUCAUUUUUUAGAGGUUAAAUGCAUCCAAACGAUUCGAAGAAAUCAGCACAAUUUUAUCAACACAAUGAAAUGUGGGAUCACUGUGUCUGUACAAAUCAGUGAAUCAAACUGGUUUGAAGACAUGCUCAAACCACCAACCUUUGGUCCUCUUUGUUUUAUCAUGUCAUAUAAAGAAAUUAGGCCUGCACGAUAUAUUGUUUGAGCAUCGUCAUCGCGAUGUACAUGUGUGCGAUAGUCACAUUGCAGAGCCUGCGAUGUCGGAAGUGAAUGAACUCAGUUAAUUUCAAGGGUAACUGACUGAGAUACACUGCAUGUGACUCUGCAUGAGCUGUGCAGUGAUCCACCAAUCACCUUCGUCCUUUACUCAGUUGCCAAUCAGACUACUCUGCCAGCUGUCAAUCAAAAUCAGAGCGGAGGAAACCCACCCCUGCACAUGUUCUGUACAUGGAGUUAGUCGCUGGCUGCUGGUGUUGAGCCGAGAAACGCGUGUCCUUUCGGAACUUUACUCAUGACUGUUAAGCCCAACAAAUAAGAACUGUAUGGGUUUUAAAAUGUACAUAUCCGUGGACCACUCUACUAUAAGCGGUGCGCGUUUUGCGAGGUGUAUGCAAUUCUUGGAGGACAUGCGUUUCUCUGCACAACACCGCUAACAACAACAACAAUGAUUGCAAAAUGAGCAACGAACAAGAGAAAACCACCAAAAAUGAAGAUUUGUUGCCAAAAAGAAAAGGAAAGUCAGUUAUCUGGAAUUAUUUCGGUUAAAAGAAGGAUGAUGUCGACCAAAACACGUGUUCUGUGUUCAUCUGUUGCCACAAUAACAUCCCAGCACAAUAAAAGCUAAAAAUAUCUCUGAGACAGACAGAAGCCAUUCUACUAACAUUCACAAAAAGAGGGAAGAUCAGAGCAGGUUAACUGUCCUCAAGACCUCAACGGUGCAGCAUAACAUUAAAUGCUAUUCGGGUCAUCUGGUGAAAAUUCCUAUAGUUUUAAUAUUGCAAUAUAUAUCGCAGGGUUGAAAAAAAUCGCAAUAUUAGUUUUUUCCAAUAUCGUGCAGCCUUAAAAUAAAAAUCAUCUAUUAAUGUUCAAUCAUGUAGUCGGCUAACCAUUAAUGGGCUUAUCCAAUUAAAUGCAUUGUUGAUGUAAACACCAGCCCAUAAUGGAUCACUGGUCUACUCUCUCAAAAAAUACAAACCCAGAAAGUUUCAUUCAGCUGCACAGGAGUUUGUGGCGCUGCGUACAUCACUUGAAUGUCUUCCAGGAUUAACUACUUAACAUUGACUGUGAUCGUCCCGGCCACAUAUCUCUCUCCGUCUCUCUCCAGAGACUCGGCAGCCACCCAGUCUGCCAACAAGGCAGUCAACCAGCCUCUAAUACUCCAGCGUGUUUGGCUUAGUCCUAAUCCCCCUUGGCUUACUUUAGCCAUUAUCCAGGCAGGGCUGCAGUUAACAGGCUAUAUUAUGAUCAACCAGAGCCAUCCAGGGUCAAGAAGAAUAUGCAGUUAUGGGAAUUGACAGCUCUAAAGCUUUGCAUUUUCUCUUAAGGAAUGCAGGGCCCCUCCAGAUCUUCACAUUUUCCACCAAAUUACUGACAAACAUGAGAAGAAGGUGGAAAUCAGAGACGUGUGUUUUGGCCUGACAUUAAGAGGCACAAUACCGCCUGUACACAGUUAAACCAGCCUUUGUAUAAUGUAAUGAAGGUGUGGAAUAUUUCAAUGGGGGGAUUGUGGGGUUUGAAAGAGGAUUGAGGUCUUAAGGUAGAUUAAAUGCAGCAGCAGGAGAUGAAUGUCUUCCUUCAGGGUCUGCAUUUAGAGCGUGUCAUGAACUGUGUAUUGUGUUGGCAUGCGAUCACAGAUGAUUGAACAGACUCCUGCUCCUCCUACCAGUCCUAAGGCCCACUCACCUACUCUGUUCAUGCUGCCCAUGAUUGUUAGCUUAAUGAUGAUUGACUAGCCCCGACCUAACAGAACUUAAAACCAGAUUUGCAGCCACUGUGUCACUAUUAAUCGCAUCUUCAUGAGUGGGAACUUUCUCUUAGCCGCUAAUUAUUCAGAUUGCACAGAUGAAUCGUUCUUCUUUUGCAUGCGGCGCUCAAUGUUGAUCUCUGUUUUUGUAUCCUUUGCAGGGAACUGAUGCCAAAGUCUGCAGACGGCCAGUUGACCAUGGAGAAGACCCCCAGUUACUAUGUCACCAAGGAAGUCCCAGCUCGGAUCUACACCAUGUCUAAAGACACAAAGCUGAUUGUAGUUGUCCGGGAUCCUGUCACCAGGGCUAUCUCUGACUACACCCAGACUCGCUCCAAGAAGCCAGACAUUCCUUCUUUCGAGUCCCUGACGUUCAAAAACAUGUCAGCAGGUCUGAUCGACACCACAUGGAGCGCUGUUCAGAUCGGCAUGUAUGCUAAGCACCUUGAGCGCUGGCUCCAGUACUUCCCCAUGGAGCAGCUGUUGUUUGUUAGCGGCGAGCGUCUGAUUAGCGACCCCGCAGGUGAGAUGGCUCAAGUCCAGGACUUUCUCGGGCUCAGGAGGGUAGUCACGGAGAAGUAUUUCCACUUUAACCCAGCUAAAGGCUUCCCAUGCCUUAAGAGACCCGAGGGGAACAGCAAGCCGCACUGCCUGGGCAAAACCAAAGGCAGGACCCAUCCUAAUAUUGACCCAGAGGUGGUGCAGAAGCUGAGGGACUUUUAUAAACCCUUUAACAGCAAGUUUUACCACAUGACAGGUCAUGACUUUGGCUGGGAUUAAGAGAAACCCAAUGAUGAUGAACUUCAGGUCCUUCAUCUGUGUUUUUUUUAUAAUUCUAUCACUCUGGAGAUAUUGUUAUACAGUGUAUGUACAGUAUUUGGUGGAUGUGUAAAAAUUCAGAAGUCUAUUUUAUGAUAAUUUAUUGUUAUGAUAUUAACUCACUAAGCUGCCUAACCAGGUUAACUCAUGACCCGCUUCAGUCUUUUGGUUCCAGAUUUAAUUCUCAUCAGGUACAUGAUCAUUUUUCUAAAAAGCACAAUAUUUUUACGGGUAUCUAGAGCUGGGUCGGUAUCCUUUUUUUUCCCCCUAGUGGGACAUUUUUAUGGCUUCAUUUGGAUAAACAAAUCUGCUUUCUUGACUUUUCCAAAUGCCUCUUUUGCUUCACCUUAAACUGAAUGAAAUCCAACUUUGGUAAUACCCCCUUAACAUUUGCUUGACCCUCAGAGGUCUGUGGACCCACUUAGUCAGGUCGAUACAGGCCUCAGCUGAUCCAGUGCCACUCGCCAGGUGGAUCAAUACAGUAAUAGCUCCUCAUCAUGUCAAUUAGACCUGAGUGAUGGCGCUACCGUGAUCUCUUGAGCAUUGCAAUAAAACAUAGAUCCACUAAUGGGAGUAAGUUUAUGGUUGACCCUUAAGCCAACUUCAAGUUAAUACAAUAACACAAAUUUCCAACUGCGAUAUUUCGGGCUUAACCGCCAUUUAUACCGUUUCUAUAAAGGAAUGUUGUUCGGAGUCCAGCAGAGAGUUCAGGCAGGAAAUUUAAGGGAUGAUUUUAUCUGCUUUCCAAAAACCUGCUGCUCUUGCUUCAUAACACCGAAUCAGUUAUUUCUCUUCCCAAAAAGAACUCUUAGGGCUCCGUUUCCUUUAUUGAUUUAUACUGAAGAGGCUUUCAUGGAUCAUCCUCUGCAGCGUUUCUGAAAGAAAGGUGAUAGUAGAAGUACGAAUGAACCAGAAAAAUCACCCAAUCAAAAAGAUAAAAAACCUUCCUCCAGACUUUUGUUUCUUCCUUACUUUGAGCCAAAAAUGUCUCACUCAAUUUUCACGAUCGGUUGAGUUUUAAUCAACCUUAACAAACAAGCAUAGUCCGCAUUUUAACAGGCGUCAUUCCAAGAUGAUGUGCUGCAACCCCGCUGUUGUAGAGGCACUAUUUUGCUGUAUGCAUCACUUAACAAACAUGAAAAUGAAGCAGGUGUGACUGAGAAGUUGAAUAAAGAUGCAGUCAUGUUGUUUUUAUGAAGUAAGAAAUAAAAAAGUUUUACCAAAAUCAGAAAUUGUGUGUUUUUCUCUGCAAAGUGAAACACUAUGAAUCUUUGAUAUAAGUGUUUUUCUAUAAUGCUGAACUUCUCUCACUCUUCAUAUAGCACCCUCACCUCACCUAUGUUGAUACCUGGAGCCCUGCAGGCAAAGGUGUACUCCUGUGUCUAAUUUACCAUAUUGCACAUCAGCGUGCUAACGGGCUAAUUAACUACUUUUGGCUGUCACAGCCUCCCUGCCCCUCGGUGCCACACAUGAGGCCUAACUGAGCUCCGUUGCCAUGACCUCAACAAACACACAACGUAGUGUCGGGUUUCUCAUGUGGAGAGAGAGGAAACGUGAAAAACACAGAUAUUACUGUGAGGUGUCCCAGGGUGACACUUCACACUCAGCUGUAUAAGGUGAGGACAGGUUUGGCAGCUGCUGCGAAAAAGGAGUUUAAAUAGAUGUUAAAAUGAAGUACUUUUACACUUUGUGUCUGACCUGGAUUUAAGGUCAUCUUUAUGAAUCUAUGCUGUAAAACUUUUUUCUGUAAAUUUACAGUAAAUUACUGGCUACUACUUUUACAGUGAUUUAAUGUACAUAUUUAACAGUAAUUUACUUUCCCUUUACUGCUUUAACGGUAAAAUUAAAAAUUAUAUUAAUAAUUUGUGAAUAUUAUAGUCAAAGCCUGUGAAGUGAUAUCACAGCAGUCUAAUGUGAAAUAUUACAGUUAAAUAAUGUCAAAUUCUGGUAAUGAUCCACAGGAGUAAAGUUCUCUGAUUCUUUGAAAGUUAAUCAGAGUUUAAUCUGUUCUGCAAAUUCUCAGAAUAAUAGAUCUGAAAAAGAGUUAGCAAUUUGGUUAAAGCUCGUAUGAGAUUUUUUUACAUCCAUGAUAUAAAAUAAAAUUCAUACUGAUGUCUUUUUAUGAUAUGCAAAAGCAAAUUAGACGAUCAGUGACAGGAUUGUGGAUUUUUAAACUCUUAUUUUCAAUGUCUGAAACUGGUGCAAGGGGGUAGGUGUCAGCCUUACAGCCCUGUGUUCACAAUUUUCGCAUAAAAUAUUAACAAUUACUGAUGCAUUUCACUGUUAAAAGUGAGAUUUAUGUUACAGGACUCUACAUAAACAUGUAAAAAACCGAGUGGGCAAGUCCUGACUCUAAAAAUAAACUUGAAAUUUCAUUAAAUCGCUCCAGAUCAAGCCUACUUAUUUUGAUUUUAGAGUCAGCCAGGGUUUACUUUCCUCUGCAAAGUCUUAGAAGAAUUAAAGUGUUUAUAGAGUGAUGCAAAAUGAGUUAUUCAACCUUAAAAUGAGUCAGUUAUUUGGUUAAAGCUCUUAUGAAGACUUUUUUUUUUCAAUUCAUACUGAGGUCUUUUAUGAUAUACAAAAGCAAACUAGAGAAUCAGUGACAAGAUUGUGGAUUUUUUACUCUCUCAUUUUCAAUGCCUGUGUCAGCCUCACAGCUCUGUUUUUACCAUUUUCGCAUAAAAAUAUUCACAACAAAUGGUGCAUUUAACUGUUUAAAGUGAGAUUUAUGUCAAAGGACUCUACAUAAACAUGUAAAAAACAGAGCGGGCAAGUCCUGACUCUAAAAAAAAUGUACUUACUUAUCAGCUUAGUUAUUAUGAGUAAACAACAUGGCGGAUGGAGGGACAGUUGUCAGACUAAAUGCUUCCAGCUGCUUAGCUACCUUAUCAAUUUAAUGAGGAAGCAUAUAUUUGGUCAACUCCUUUCAUUAGUUUGAUUGGGGUAUGGCUCAAAGUACACGUUGUAAUAACACUCAUUUUAUUGCCUCAAAUUAGAAGGUUGAUCAUCUAUUUUUAAUGCUCAUCCAACUUCAGGCUCCUUCUUUAAUCUCGCUGCCAUGGCUGCAUCUGUUGUGCUUCCUCUUUUAGUUAACUUGCAUCCAGAUUGGCAAUAGUUUAUUCCAUGUGACAAUCCGCUUAGUGUUCAGCUGUCCUCAGAGGAUAUAGUCAAUGUGGAAAAUUUUUAAUACUCAUGAUGUCGAAUAGUUGUAGCCACAGUGAAAACACAGUUGAUGCUCCUCUGGCAAGAUAAUCAUCAGAACCACCAAAAAUGUAGAACUUUUGGGGAAAAUAUGGCUGAAAAUCUGUUUUCCUCUUUCAGUUUGUGCUCCACUUUGCACAAGCUUUAAAGGUUUUCCAAUUUCGUCAAACAAAAAAAUCUUUUAAUUAACAACUUAAGGGUCUGGUGUCCUGGAAAAAAGGUUAGCUUUUUCCAUGUGCAGAUGGAGGAACUUCCUGGUUUGCCAACAGACAUAUGUCAACCACUUUUUAGUAGGCACCACAGGUUGUGUGCGCACCGGCCCUGAGCAACCUGCACCAUCCAUCAUUCAUCUCAGCAAAGGUUAUGGUUCAAGCCAGUUAUGAAUCAUCCCGCUCUAUUAACUAACAACCUUUAUUUAACUCUGCAGCCAAACGCCCUCAUUUACCUGGGGCUGCUAGAGGUGAUGAAGCCGGUCUCCCUGGUGGCAGGCUAGCAGUCUGAUCACUCAGGAAGCAGCUCCCUUAGCAAUUACAGGGAUAGAGGAGGGGUGCUGUAAUUGCUAGGCUCCCGACAGGGGAAUUGCUGUUAGCGCACAUCCCUGCAGGCUGUUGUAAGGGAGGUAGCUGUUGUUUGAAGGUUAAGAAGACAAGGAAAAUAGACACCUGGCAGCCCAAAGCAUCAAGCGACUUCACACAUCCACUUGGCAGCUAUCACAAGGGAAUAAAAUCAGAGCUGCUGCAUGAAAGUGAAACAAAAUAAAACAUCAUACAUCUGCAGCUUGUUUGGUUUGGGGAGCAACUGCACAGACUGGGAAGUUUAGGGGCUGGCAGGAGGAUGAACUGUGGCCUCAUUACAAUGUCAACGAAAAAAGGGCUGUACUCGGCCCAAAUGUCACUCAUGCAAAACGAGUCAAAAGAGUUUAAUUCCUACAGAAGGUGUUGUCAUGAACUCCAAACAUUCACUUUAUUUACAUUUGACAACUACUGCUGUCAUGAGAAUCACUCUUAGAGCUUUGCUGUGAUUGUGACAUGAACAGACAGCAGCAUGAAGGGUAAGAGAUACACCUUUCUCACUGAUAUGUGCGGUUAUUUGAUCCUGUUUUAAUCAACAUACAUGAUCGGUUUGGUCCAAAACUGCCACCAUAGCAAACUCAACGAAGCUUAGAUUAAUAGAUUGUGAUUGGUCUGGUAUAUCUGCACGAUAUUACAAAAAAAUUACUGCAAUUUUUUUCAACCCUGCGAUAUAUAUAGCAAUAUAAAAAAUACAGGAAUUUUCACCAGAUGACCCGAAUAGCACUUUAUGCAACGCUGCACUGAUGAAAUCUUGAGGACAGUUAACCUGCACUGAUCUUCCCUCUUUUUGUGAGUGUUAGUUGAAUGGCUUCUGUCUGUCUUAGAGAUAUUUUUAGCUUAUUUUUAUUGUGUUAUUGUGGCAACAGGUGAAAGGCACUGCCAUACAGAACACAUUUGGUCGACAUCAUCCUUCUAACCAAAAUAAUUUCAGAUAACUAACCUUGCUUUGCUUUGCUUUUUGGUUUUCUCUUGUUCGUUGCUAAUUUUGCAAUCGUUUUUGCUGUUUGCUGAGAAACACAUGCAUGCCCAGGAUUGCAUGCACCUCGCAAAAUGCGCACCGCCUAUAGUAGAGUGGUCCACGGAAAUGUAUAAUUUAUAACCCGUACAAUUCUUAUUUGUCGGGCUAAACAGUGAUGAGAAAUGUUCCGAAAGUAAUUCUCGGUGGGUAUGCAUUUCUCGGCACAACACCGGCAGCAGUAACUCAGCUCAUGUGCAGGCCUCCUCUCUGAUUUUGAUUGACAGCUGGCAGAGUACUCUGAUUGGCAACUGAGAAAAGAACACAUGUGAUUGGUGGAUCGCUGCUAGGGUUGGGCAUCGAGUCUCAGGCAUUGAAGGGGUUUGGGACUAACAUUCCGAUUCUCCCGGAACGAUUCAAAUUUUAAAUUUCGAUUCCAAGUUUUGUUGCCGGAGUCCACCAACUGGAGGAAAUAGCCGUCAAACGCCAACAAGGAAGACGCUGCUAAACACUGACAAAGAAGAAACCAUUGAACACCAACGAGGACUAAGCCACAUGGAGAGAGAAGAGAGACAGAGAGAGAAAGUGCAUUGCAACCCACAAUGGCUGCGGUCAAAAGUUUGACUAACUUUAGCAGGAAGAAUGAACUCUUAUCUCAGUGCAUCGGAACCGGAAUCGUUAAAAAUCAAACGAUACCCCACUCUAAUCGCUGCACAGCACAUGCAGAGUCACAUGGUGUGUAUGUCAGUUAGCUACCCUUGAAAUUAGAUUAGUUCAUUCACCUCCUACAUCGCAGGCUCUGCAAUGUGACUAUCGCGCACACGUACAUCGCAAUGACGAUGCUUAAACAAUAUAUCGUGCAACCCUAAUCUGUCACCGUAGGAAAAGGUAGUCCCUAAUCUACAUGCCGAAGAUAGCCGCUCAGAUAAUGCAGUUGAAACUUAUACUUUCACAUACUGGGCUGAAGUGUUAAGUUUCACAGAUGAAGAUGUACGAGACAGAGAAUAAUCCAAGUUUUCUUUCACUCUAUAGGCGUCGUUUAAACUUUUCACCCACAUCAGCAUCCUUUAAGAAGCAGGUUUUACUCUUUGUGUUUGAAUCUUCUGAGCCUUUCGCCAAACACUUCUGCGUGAACCGAGCUCCGAGCUCACUCAUUUUUAGUGCGACCUUGCUCGACACCGGGGUUCAGCGGGGGAUGACAGCAGAACAGGAUGUGAAGACUGUUUUUAGAGAUGUGUUCAGUUUGUUCUAAAAACUCAGCGGAAAUCAACCUUUCUUUCGAGACCCUAAAGUGGAUCAUUAAAGUUGAAGAUGGUUGAAGAAUAGCAACUGUUGGUUGAGUCAUCAGAGUACAGUUUUGAGGCGCUUGAAGCCUCUUUGAAGACAUGACUUAUUUAUGAUUAACCGCAGCUGAAGUCAGGGCAGAAGUUUCAUCUCUGAAGUCAUCGGAGCACAUGAGAAAGGAGCCGAUCAUCGCCAUUAUUACAUACACUUUGUUUUAUAGGUUAAUAAGACAAUUGCCUUCCUUUUCUAGCCCUUAAUCUUUUCCUCUGCAUUGUCCAAACCCUAAUCCUAAUCCGAUAGGAAGGGCAAGCAUUAAUCUGAGACAGUAGUCUUGGAGCUGACAUAUAUGUGCUGACAUAGCUAAUCCAAAUCUAAUCCCUCUUCCAAGAGGGCUUCUUAGCGUCGUGUGGGACCAACUUGAUUUACGUAACUUCAGAUACAACACGAGUGAGGAUGUACUUCAGGAGAUGAGGCAGAUGUUUUUCUAAAUUACUAAUUUGUGCUCAACACACCCACACCUCAGGCUUGUCAGGUCAGAUCUAAGUGCUGCAUUUGCUGCUGUCAGACUCUGAAGUACCGCUACAGAACAUCAGCCCCAUCUUCUUCAUUGGCAGGGUUUAGGGAUGUGAACGCUCCGUAACAUCUGAAAACAACUUGUCAAAACACAUGGCGUAACUAAACAUUUCUCGACACGUUGUCCUGGAAAUAAUGAGGCAGGCAUCUGUUCAGACGCAACAGAGCUUUUCAUGUCCAAAUGUUGUUUAGUGCGACUUAACAAAAAUGAUUGUUUUGUUCUCAUAUGGAUAUCAUUGCCUCAGGGCGAAGCGUAUGAAAAAGAACAACUCUGCACAGAGCUGAAUUUUCAUAAUGUGUCAUAUGGGCUUAAAGUGUUUAUUCAACAGUUGUGAAUUUGAACCAGUAGGAAGGAGGAGUAAUCCCUCUGUGAUAACGCCAUCAGAGCGCUUAGUGCCGCACGCUGUAACAGAGCGGGAUAACUGUGCCGAUGCAUAUAGGUUAGACUACGAGCGGAGAGACACAUUUGGGUCAACAUAACAGUUAAAAUAAAAUAUUAAAAGUUUGACCACAUAAUGUUAUCUCAAACACACAAAAGAGCAGUGUUUGUCAAGUACAAACAUGUCAACACACUUCAACAAACAUCUGUGAUUGUAAAAGAGUCUCAAACUGGUUUUAUUCCACUCAUGUUCACAGUCUCCUUGAUCUGUGGCUUAUUUUUAGCUCAAUACAGGCUGAAACAGAUGGGUAACAAGUCAUCAGACCUCCCUUUAAUCACAUUUUUGAUUAAGUAAUUGCUUUGACUCUAAUUAGCCUUCGUGCAUUAGCAUAGCUCCGGUGCUGUUGGUGUUAUAACACAACAUGAAGUCGUUCUCAUCUUCGUCUUUCUGGGGGAAUUUUGUUUGGGCGCUAAGAGGAAAAAGAAAACCUUUGUUCUCAGUCUUUAAACUAUUAACCUUAUGUGAAACAGCUGAUUUUAAUGCUCCCCAGUAUUCUUAGAGAGUCUGGUUUUCAGGCUUUAGAUUUCACAUAUGGCACUCCACAUGGCUGUCAUUUAAGCUUUGAAGCUGCUCAGGUUCAUCCUUUAUUCAUUAUUUUCCAACUUUUGUCUUUAUUUCCUCACAUUUUGUGAAGUCAGUCCACUUUGCUAAGGGGGACACACUUAGAUGUGUGAUAUUGCAAAGACCAGAAGUUGCAUCAUCUCUAGCGAAAUCCAUGUGUUGUAACCAGAGAGUCCCAGAAGGAAAGGGAUGGAGGACCAAGUGCCUCCUAACCAAUACAGGCAGUUUCCUUCUUAAUGUUCAUUCUGUGGUCUCUCAGCACUAUUUGUUGCAGUCGCCCGCCUGCCUGGUACCACUUUGGACCCUCCAUUAGGCCAGACCAGUCCCCUCUGUAUCCCAAAGGCAUGCCUUGAUAAUGAUUUUAUCACUUAGCCAUUUCAGGUUUUGGAACUGUAGCACAAAACCACUAUAAGCUUCAUUUUUUUCUUAUUUCCUUUAAAUCAAAUCACUAAUCUGUAUGAGUUGCUGCGACCCCACCCAGCUCAGACACAACCAUGCUUUUCCGGUCUUUAUCCUGCUUUCUCUGUAAUGAGGUGUCUCUAACCCCCUACUCUCUAUGCACCAAUGUCACCUUCAUAAUCCAAGACUUGGGCUUUUAGAGGAGUGGGAUAUGCAGGACCCUCACUGGGAUUACAGGCUGAACUGUCUGCAGAGUGGUCUGUCGUCUGUCUGCAACACAGCGGAGAGGCCGUGCAGGAGGAUCUUUGCCCUUUAGCUGGUGCUAAUCUGGAGUGGAGGGCAGAGCGCCGUCUGAGCUGUCCUCAGGGCCAGACGGUUACAUUUAUCUGUACAUAUGUGUGUGUCAGUGAUAAGGAUAUUUUUAAAAUGAAGCUUCUUGAGUUCAGGACGUCUCCUUCUGGACAUAGCAGAGACAAGUGGUGCUCUAUCUAAUAAAUGAUGAAGGGGAACAUAUUUUAUUAUGGAUUAAAAAAAAAAAAGGUGGAUAGCUGGAGUUCGUGACUCAAGGACUUGUUGCCUUCUAACAGAGAUCUUACAAUGAAAAUUAACCAGGGACAAUUACACGUUUGCCAUCAGCAUCAGAGAAACACUUCACUCUGGCAUCAUCGUGAGGCUUUGGGGGAUUUAAUCUGAUUUUGCAAUUAAUUGGUUCGUUAAACUUCUGCUCCUGGGAUUAAACCAAAAUUAAAGCAAUGGCGCAAGAAAUUUCCCCAGACGGCCCCUCCAACAAACUCUGUUUAUCUGCCAUCCAUACAAACACAUCACUUAUCUCUCCUCUGGUGUUUUGGACUCCUGCUUGUUUUUCUAUAGGCCUCGAGUUUGAGACAGGCACAAGUCAAGACAAAAACAACCUCUUUGAAUAUGUUUGUCAUAUUAUGACUGUCAAAAGGAAAGACAAAUUGACCCAUCAACAUUGUUAUAUGCUGCUGCCAGCUGCUUUACUAGGGUGACCAUAUUCUGAAUCCCCAAAAAGACUACAACGCAGGGUUUUGAGGGUUUUGAGGGUCGGGUGUUUUUUACGUGCUUCUAACUCGGUUAGUCCACGCUACACAAACUCAAAAUUUCCACACAAAACCCCUGACAUUUGAAGGAUUUUAUGUGCCGGUAAAAGAGGAUGUAUGGUCAACCUAGCUUCACACUGUUGUGAUAUACACUGAUGUGUUUCCUUACUGACUUCGAUGGAAAUCUGCUCGUUUUUAGUAACUGCCUGUACGUCAGGAUGCAGGUCUCAGUUACUUUGCGCUGGUUUCAAGUAAUACAACCAAAUUUCUUAGCAGUUGCUAGCGUCACUUUAGCCACGAUUACAUGUGCAAAAUUUCUUAAUCCAAUUAAAAAUCUGAAUCCACUGUUUAUAUUGGUGCAAAAUCAAAUAAUCCGAUCAUAAUGUACGUAUGCAUGCACCAAGCUUUAUUCAGAUAAGAGGCAUUUGGACAUGCACAGAGUUCUCUAAAACAACCACAGAAGAAGAGUUGUAUUAACACCUGUGCUGUCAACAAACCAACAAUCGCGGUAUUGUCUCACGUAAUCCGGUUCAGGAUUUUUCCCUCCACUCAGGUUGUAUUGCUCCUAGCGUACAUGAUCAUCAAGCGGGCCCAGCAGAACAUACUGAUCCAGGAAGAAAGUUGCGUCAGACACAGACCAAUACUCUUGGCUCUCGCCAUGUUUACGUCUUGUCACUUUGACGCAAAGUGUUUACAUGGACGCAUUUCAGAAUAAUGAUCGGCAGAAACCACCCCUCUAUACCCCAACAGAAUUUCUUUUCAUUUGAGCCGAAUUGGAUCAGAAUCUUCUAAUCGUGAGGCAGUGUAAUUUCACGGCAGCGUUGCUAAAGUGCGAAAGUCGCAGCAGGAGCUCCACACACAUACAGUACAGGGGUCUGUUCUCCCUCUACCACUUCCACUGCAGCAUGUUGUUACAGUCUUUUCCCAUUACGCCUCUGUUGCUACCUGUGGUGAUGAAUCAGAGCAGAACUACUUCACCCCAGUCCACCACUUCAACAGUACACUGAGUCCAAUUGUAAACAUAGCUGUUUACAUUGUUUGUAUGACUACUCAUUUAACAAUGAUGUUUUUACACAUGUGAUAAAUUGAUUCCAAGAAAGACACAAAUCCACUUCCACAUCUCAGAUUUCACUUCUUUUAAAGCUGCUGGAUCUUGCCUGAAGUGAAUGAGAUCUGUCCUUGAUCUCCCUCCCUGAGCUGUCCUCGGAUGGAAAGCAGUGAACAUCAAGGUCCUGAUUCGUCAUGGGCCCUAUUGAGUAGAAUUCCUUGUGUUGCCAUGGUAUCAGGGGAGCGCUGUCACUCAUUGUCACCCAGAUGACAAGCUCUCAUUCCUUUUUUCCGUGACUAUGUUUGCUCUUUUCUGAGAAAUUGCUACUCCGACUUGAUUCAAGCGGAGGAGCACAACAUGUCAGAUGAUUUGAGAGGAACACAGAUGCUGAUGGUUCAUUUGCAUCCUACCAAACAAACUCUAAUCAUUAAUUUAUCCAAACAGUGGAUGUGCCAAAGAAUGCAUCUCAGGGAUCCACCAAACUACCAGAAACCUUCUCGAGCAUCCUCCCACUCUUCCUCCUCCUUACUUCCACAUCCAAGCCUGUUCUGCAUCGAACCACAUCUGAAAGCCUCGGCAAUUAUCCUGUAAUUCAUUCAAAACCUGACUCUCAGCUGCUUUCUCUCUUUGAUGACUUAUAUUAAGUCAAAUUAGGAGACAACAAGCUGAACCCCAAAGCCCGCUUUUUCCAUUCUGUGGGUGUACACCAGCUGGUCGAAGUUAGUCGGAGGGACUGUUUUAGAUGCUCUUCUGAUCUUCUCGCUUUUCUUCCUUGCAGAAGCUGCUCUGGUGCGGCUUUUUUUCCCCCUAACAGUCACUGACACAACACGUAUAAAAGCUCUGCUUCUCCUCCAGGAAUCAUUAACACUUCCAGGGGACUGCUGAGCUGUAAUUUUCCUGCACAAAAAUGAGAAAUAGACUCCACAUCACCUUCCUAAGUGUGUGUGCUUCCACUGCCCACUGUCUAGUGGCCUCUGCAGCAGAUAUGAACAGUUAUUAUUUGGGCUGGCUGCUGGACCAGGACCCAUCAGAGGGAGAUUGGAAGUCAGACACUGAAACAUCCAGUUAAACAAAAACUAAAAUAAAGAGAUGAAAUUCUGGCGUAAAAUUAAGUUAGGGUCAAACAUGCUGUAACACUGAGUUAGACACCCCCUCGAGAGACGAAUGUUGCCGACCGCUUGCUUCUCUAGUUAUACCAACUUUAGUAACGACCGCACAAUAGCAAUACACAGCGGUCUAAGGAGCCACGCACUCAGCCAAAACGCCACUCUAUAGCCACAAAUAAUGCUCAGAACAGCACCUAACUUCAUCAACAGUACAUAAAGGGUCCCAGCCAUAGUACUAGCCACCACACAUUUAUUUAGCUUUGCCUGAUUUCAUUAGCAAAGACACUAAAAACAACUCACCUACUCACUUCCAGCAGCCGCUUGCUCGUACGGAGAUCUCAGACGAGUCCAUUACCGCAGCAGGGUGAUGCAGCUCAAGGAAGAACAUAAACAUAAAUGUUCUUCCUUGAGCUGCGUCAUGCCACGAGGGAAAAGGACAAAGCUAAAGCUAAGCUAAAAAGCUGUUUGGUGGCUGGAGCUAUGGCUGGGUGUGUUUGACCCUUUCAGUACAAAAACAAAACCCCAGACUGAGUGGAGCAUAGAUGUAAGGACGCUACCAACUUUAUUUGACGUAGGAAGUCAUUGGUAUUGUUGCGUUGGCGAUACUUCUCCAUGCUGUGCUCAAAAACCUCAGGCAAUGGUUGCAUAGGGCCCAUGGAGCCAAACAAGAACAGGCCAAGCAUGGGUAUCAUUCCCAAUGAGGUUAGGGUGCCUUGUGGUUACAAAACAUGAGGAAAAAACCUCUUAAGACGUCUGAAAACGUCUCACUUCGCAGUGUCUACCCAGGCAAAGACAAAAGACACAAUCCUAUGAAUACACAAUGAUCCUUCCAAUUAUGUUCACAAAACUCAGAGUUCACUGCUGAGUCAAUUGAUUUGCACUAUAGUGGCAGUUUUUGAGAAGGACACACAACUCAGUGUUCACCUACUUCUAAAAUAUGAUCUAUAUUUCUUCACAAGUUUCUGAAAACGAAACUAAAAUAACUUAAAAUCAAACAGAUUCAAUAAGAAGAUCAAAUCUGAGCUAAACGUCUUUUUAAAGCAACAACAUCCUUUUUCCUGAGAAGCCUGUUGCAGUAUAGAAUUAAUUUCAGACAUUACACAAGAGAGACAUUUAUCCAGGUCAUCCGGUCCGUCUAUAGGGCAGGAACCGUCUCCGCUCUGUUCUUCUUCUUCACACAUCACCUCCUAUUUAACAUUUUAUUGAGUGAGUGUUGUAUUUACGUCACCAGCUGAGUGCGGCUGAGCUACUUUGAAAAGGUGAGGCUCCAGACCCAUCAAGGUUGGUUUCCAUCAAAUCCUUCAAAUCCAGUUUAACAGCUAUCUUCUAAACACACAUACUAAGCACUUUCUUCUUACCUGUCUACAGCUGCAUGAGAAGUUAUGGACAGUUACGUUGAAAAAUUUGGCUUUGAGAAAGAAGAUAACAGAAUGGCUUAAUUUGGUUUGAUUAUUUUCUUUAGUUCUCUGAACCUA